Molecule: messenger RNA, 633 nt
Organism: Candidula unifasciata
Lineage: Eukaryota; Metazoa; Mollusca; Gastropoda; Stylommatophora; Geomitridae
Source: the annotation of a GenBank genome assembly
AUGGCGACUUCAACAAGUUUAGAGCUAGUUGAAGCAAAACCACAGAGGAAGCCUAAUGUUACUGACAUCAUACCUCCAGUUGAUUUUUCCUUUCUGCGUCUGACAAAUGUGCAAGAAUGUGAAACACAAGAGCCACGAGAUAUAUCUCCCCGCAGACCGCAUCCAAUCAAAACAACAGUAACCCACGAGAAUGGAGAGAAAAAAUAUAUUAGUCGUUGCUUGCGCCUUAACAAUAACAAGUUCACAGAUAUUAACAAUCUGAAGCCCCUGGCCAUGUCAUUGUUUGAUCAUAUCGGCAGAAUUGGAUGGAUAGAUCUUUCUUUCAACCUGCUGUCAACUAUUGAUCCUGUCCUAACCGAAUUUACGAAUCUAGCAAUACUAUAUCUCCAUGGCAACAAUAUCACAGAGCUGAAAGAGGUCAAUAAGCUGGCCAGUCUGAAGAAACUCUGGAAGUUGACACUGCAUGGAAAUGAUAUUGACAAAAUAAAGGGAUAUCGUCAGUAUGUUUUAUCAACUAUUCCCACCCUGGUGAACUUAGACUUCAGCACUGUAACCAAGGGAGACAGAGUCACAGCUGGAACAUGGCAAGCAUUUAACAGUGCACAGAGGUCCAAAAGAAUUUCACGCGAUUGA